Molecule: messenger RNA, 1341 nt
Organism: Nomia melanderi (Alkali bee)
Lineage: Eukaryota; Metazoa; Arthropoda; Insecta; Hymenoptera; Halictidae
Product: tubulin alpha-1 chain
Biological process (GO): microtubule-based process
Cellular component (GO): microtubule
Molecular function (GO): GTP binding; structural constituent of cytoskeleton
Source: RefSeq, a predicted model, not a curated record
CGUGAAGUACUGUCAGUCCACAUCGGCCAAGGCGGCGUUCAAAUGGGAAACGCUUGUUGGGAGUUGUAUUGCCUGGAACACGGAAUACAACCCGAUGGCAUGCUUCCACCACAGAAUUGCUCCAAUGACGAUGGUUUCCAAACUUUCUUCAGCGAAACCAGUGGUGGAAAAUAUGUACCGCGGGCAGUAUUUCUGGAUCUGGAACCUACAGUCAUAGACGAAGUUCGAACGGGGACCUACCACCAGCUGUUCCAUCCGGAGCAACUAAUAUCCGGCAAAGAAGACGCCGCAAAUAAUUACGCGAGAGGUCACUACACCUUAGGAAAAGAAAUAAUUGACCUAGUCCUAGACAGGAUCCGCAAAAUCGCGGACAUGUGCGUCGGUCUUCAGGGUUUCUUGAUCUUCCAUGCAUUCGGCGGUGGUACCGGUUCCGGAUUCACCAGUUUGCUAAUGGAACGUCUGUCGAUAGACUACGGGAAGAAAGCAAAGUUGGAAUUCGCGAUUUAUCCGUCGCCGCAGAUCUCCACUGCCGUGGUAGAACCGUACAACGCGAUCCUAACUACUCACACGACACUCGAGCACUCUGAUUGCGCGUUUCUCGUUGACAAUGAAGCCAUAUACGAUAUCUGCAGGAGAAACUUGGACAUCGAGCGACCAACUUACACGAAUUUGAACAGAUUGAUUGGGCAAAUAGUUUCGUCCAUCACAGCUUCGUUGAGAUUCGACGGAGCUUUGAACGUUGAUCUGACCGAGUUCCAAACGAAUUUAGUGCCAUACCCAAGAAUCCAUUUCCCCCUGGCGACGUACGCGCCUAUUGUUUCCAUAGAGAAGGCGUAUCACGAGCAACUGACAGUGAUGGAGCUAACGUCUUCGUGUUUCGAACCUGCUAUGCAAAUGGUUAAGUGCAAUCCCCAUAGGGGCAAGUACAUGGCCUGUUGCUUAUUGUACAGAGGCGAUGUCGUGCCUAAAGACGUUAAUGCGUCCAUUGCGACGAUUAAGACAAAGAGAGCUAUUCAGUUCGUCGAUUGGUGUCCCACUGGGUUCAAGGUGGGUAUCAAUUAUCAACCACCGACUGUAGUACCAGGAGGCGAUCUGGCCAAAGUGCAAAGAGCUAUGGCAAUGCUUGCGAACACAACUGCAAUUGCAGAGGCAUGGACGAGAUUAAAUAGAAAAUUCGAUUUGAUGUUCGGGAAACGAGCUUUCGUUCACUGGUAUAUUGGUGAAAGUAUGGAGGAAAGUGAAUUCAGCGAAGCUAGGGAAGAUCUGGCCGCAUUGGAAAAAGAUUACGAAGAAGUUGGCAUGGACUCGACUGAUGCUGGCGAAGGUGAAGAUGAAAACUAG